CACAAACACAAUUUUUUUCGCCUUGUUGCUUGGGCUGUUGCUGCUGUCUUAUUCUUUUAUUCAGACGGAUGGAAAAUUUUCUUCUUGCUUGCUUCUCUUGUAUUCCUGUCUGUUUUUUAUUUUUACUCUCUCGUUUCUCAAUAAUGGCCACAGAAAGCAACGCUGCUGCCAACGCUGGUAAGGCCGGUAUGACCAGCAAGGACUACUACUUUGACUCGUACGCCCACUUUGGCAUUCACGAAGAGAUGCUCAAGGACGAGGUCCGCACCAUGUCCUACCGCGACUCCAUCAUCAAGAAUAAGCACAUCUUCCAGGGCAAGGUUGUGCUCGACGUUGGCUGCGGAACCGGUAUCCUCAGCAUGUUCGCCGCCAAGGCCGGAGCCAAGCACGUUAUUGGUGUCGACAUGUCCAACAUCAUUGACAAGGCUAAGCUGAUUGUUGAGGAGAACGGUCUUUCCGACAAGAUUACCCUGCUUAAGGGCAAGAUGGAGGAGGUCAUUCUUCCCUAUAGCAAGGUCGACAUCAUUAUCUCGGAGUGGAUGGGCUACUUUUUGCUCUACGAGAGCAUGCUGGACACUGUUCUCCUCGCCCGCGACAAGUACCUGCAGCCCGGCGGCAUGAUCUUCCCCGACACAGCGACCAUGGUCAUUUCGACAAUUGAGGACGGCGACUACAAGGAGGAGAAGCUCAACUUCUGGAGCGACGUCUACGGAUUCAAGAUGUCCUGCAUCCGGGACGCUGCCAUGAAGGAGCCCCUGGUUGACACCGUCGAGCCCCGUUUUGUGAACUCGUCCCAGUGCGUGUUCAAGACCAUUGACAUUCUGACCGUCAAGAAGGAGGACUUGACCUUUAACGUUCCCUUUGAGAUCACUGUUGAGCGCGACGACUACGUUCACGCCUUCAUCUCCUGGUUCGACAUUGAGUUCCGCGCCUGCCACAAGCCCGUCACAUUCAGCACUGGUCCCUUUGCAAAGUACACACAUUGGAAGCAGACCGUGUUCUACACGAAGGAUACUAUGACCGUGUGCAAGGGCGACGUUAUCAAGGGCACCAUUGAGUGCGCUCCUAAUGCCGAGAACCCUCGCGACCUGGACAUCAUCAUCGACUACAAGAUGACCGGCAAGGAGGACUCUGCUGAGGACCGCAUUGAGUACAGAAUGUGCUAGUCACAAAAAUAUAUUUAUAUAAGCGUCAGGUGGCUUUUUUUGCAAUUUCAUCGUAUCACAAUACACACAAUUAAGUAUU
Kickxella alabastrina is the source of this 1245-nucleotide messenger RNA. Its product is annotated as S-adenosyl-L-methionine-dependent methyltransferase. The transcript has a single exon. Lineage: Eukaryota; Fungi; Kickxellomycota; Kickxellomycetes; Kickxellales; Kickxellaceae. The coding region runs from base 144 to 1166 and encodes 340 amino acids. The record is from RefSeq and is a predicted model, not a curated record. Gene Ontology annotation, biological process: peptidyl-arginine methylation. Gene Ontology annotation, molecular function: protein-arginine N-methyltransferase activity. Gene Ontology annotation, cellular component: nucleus.